AUGAAAGUCCUUUUAGUGAUCUACUUAAUCAUCUUUUUCCCGAAGGCAUCACUAGUGCAGAGCGAGAUUGUUCCGGACUGCGAUAUAGAGUUCGCUUCCUUAGCUAUCGAAAUAAUACGAUCUCAAAUAGGUGACCCCAUUAAACUGAGCCACAUUGAAGCAAUUCUUUCUUCAUGCAACAAGUCAAGGAUGCAAAAGAUGGCAGAGGUCUCUGUGUUUCUGCUCAACAAAGGGACAUUUCCAACACGAGCCAUGGAGGACAUUCAAAAAAUCGGGCAAGCACUGCAGGACGAGAGACAUAUGAGGCUGAAUGAUCUCCGAAAACAAAUCCCACCGAAACUGGCCAAGACAACGAAUGAGGUUACAAGCAUCCUACUCAACAACUCACUGAGUGGAAACGAAAAAGCGCUGAGCCUUUCAAGCACUAUUGGUGCCCUGCCACGAGAUCGCAGAAGACUGUUUGAAAAAAUGCUCGAACAUGAGGCAACUUUCUCACAGAUGAAGCCUGCCUCCACAAAGAUCGACGAUUUUCGCUCAAGUCAAGGCAUCUCAGUUCCAACUGAAUCAAAUUAUACAACCGAAAGCGACCAGAGCACUUCACUUCCCUUUUAUAUAAAGAAGGAUGGAGACGUAGCCGGUGGGACAAGCGAAAUAACACCAAAUUCGAUCGUACCAGGGAUUCCUCUGAGCACAAUAAUUCGAAAGAACGAUGAGCCAUCACUGGAAAGGCCCUUGAUUCGACCUAUUACUCUUGAAAGACAGCAGUUAUUUGCCUUUCCACCAGCUACGCUUGACCGGAAUGCCCUUGGGGGAGGUUUGAUUGAUGCAAUGACGAAGAACCGUCGAGAGUCCACGAACACUGCGCCACGUCUGGAAUCACAAGAUAUUCCCAUCAAACCAGUGCUUUCUAACAAAGGCAGGCCACACUCAGUCGGAAAUGUUCAUAAAUAUGCGACGAAUCAGCUGCCAACGGAAGGUAUCGAUGACGCUGACUUGUUGAAUUCUCGUUCGUCGAUUCUGUCAGAUGCUAUGCAGUUUCUUCAAAAAACAAUGCCUCUGGUGAAACCCGAACGUUUUCCGAUACAAUAUACUGGAAGGUAUUCACAUCCUUAUACAUUUCCAUUACCUGAAGAAGGACAACAUUUUGCAUCAGCCACCAACGGUGCUAAGUCGCUCUCAGGACAUCGUACAUUUUUACCUUUGCGGAAUGACCCACCGAAUUUCCGAGUGAUGCCGAUAAGUCCCAUCAACGAUGUGCAUAGAGGGCUAGACGGUUUCGACACACAUAUCGGCCGCUUCGCAAGCGGCGUUCCGAACAGAAUGCUCAUUUCCACACAAUCGCCGAUACCAAUUAAAGAUGUGGAUCUGAAUGGAACUCCCGUUGUUGGCUCCCUGUUAUCAAAGACAACGCAAUCCGUGACUGGUUCAGAAUUCAGUGUUUACCCGGAUCAUAGGAAAGGAUUAUUCCUUGAAGCGACAAAUCACGCUCGAUUCGAAUCCCAUUUUCCGCAGACCUUCCAUUUGCCACAACGACAAGAAAGCACAAAUCAACCAGCUACUUCCGGAAACAACAUGAUUGCAACAAACCGAGGCAAUGUACUGCUGGAGAACUACCCACCUCCACCCUACGGAAUCGCACCGAGACCAAAACAAACUCAAGGACACGAUCUUUUGGACACCGAUCGUCUAGGCUCUUGGUCGAUGGGUAGAUUCAAUGAAGAAGAACCGAACUAUCCUACUCCAGAACCAUUCAGAGACACCACCACUAUCGUAGCAACGCAUGUCAUCAUUGCGAUGCGAUCGAGACUGGCCACUCCGUCUGUCCAACGUCUUCGCCUCCGUAGCCUCGAGACAGCCAUAUCCAUGGCAUUCGGCACAGUAGAUCGGUGCAGACGGCGUUUUGCCGGACCACGAACCUACGACUUCGUGGAAAGUGUGUUCGGAAGCCUUCUUCAAGUCAAAGAAGCCGAAUUACUAGAGUUCUCGGUGUUCACAAUGCUUAUUCGGUAG
This is a messenger RNA of Necator americanus (New World hookworm), 2010 nucleotides long. RefSeq lists its product as uncharacterized. Lineage: Eukaryota; Metazoa; Nematoda; Chromadorea; Rhabditida; Ancylostomatidae. The record is from RefSeq and is a predicted model, not a curated record. The transcript has 15 exons. Bases 1 to 2010 code for a protein of 669 amino acids.